Messenger RNA from Pungitius pungitius (ninespine stickleback), 3713 nucleotides. RefSeq names its product suppression of tumorigenicity 7 like (gene st7l). The transcript is spliced from 15 exons. The coding region runs from base 43 to 1665 and encodes 540 amino acids. Gene Ontology annotation, molecular function: protein binding. The record is from RefSeq and is a predicted model, not a curated record. Lineage: Eukaryota; Metazoa; Chordata; Actinopteri; Perciformes; Gasterosteidae.
CGCGGUCACGUGACUCCUCUGUUUACAGGCAUCCGGAGAAACAUGGAGGACACCGCUGGCAGUAAUCCCCAAUCUCUCGGAUUUACAGAGAAAUUAAAGUCUUGGCUCUCUUGGUCAUGGACCUACGUGUGCUUCAUUUGGUUCGGCAUGGUGUUGAUCAUGAUAUACGUCCUGUGGAGCCCGCUGAAACUGCAGGAAUCUCUCACCUCAGCCUCGGUGUUUUUGAAUACACUGACCCCCAAAUUCUAUGUGGCUCUCACCGGAACCUCUUCUCUAAUCUCUGGACUCAUCCUUAUAUUUGAGUGGUGGUAUUUUCGUAAAUACGGGACCUCGUUCAUUGAACAAGUGUCAGUGAGCCACCUGCGUCCUCUUCUGGGCGGAGUGGAGAGCAGCUCCGCCACCGGUCUGUUCGCGUCGGUUAACGGAGAGGCAGAGCCUCGGCCCAGUGUGUCAGAGUGUAAGGUCUGGAGGAACCCUUUGAAUCUGUUCAGAGGAGCAGAAUACAACAGGUACACCUGGGUAACCGGGAAGGAACCCUUGACAUACUAUGAUAUGAACCUGUCAGCUCAAGACCAUCAGACCUUCUUCACAGGAGACACUCCACAGUUGAAACCAGAAGAUACUGUGAUGCAGAAAGCCUGGAGGGAGAGAAAUCCUCAAGCCAGGAUCAGAGCAGCUUAUCAGGCCAUAGAAAUGAACCAGGAAUGUGCUGCAGCCUACGUGCUUUUAGCAGAGGAGGAAGCCACAACCAUCACAGAAGCUGAGCGCCUCUUCAAAAAAGCCCUUAGUAUUGCUGGGAAAGACAUCAACUUGCUGGUGUACAUUAAACGCAGACUGGCAAUGUGUGCGCGCAAGCUGGGUCGGAUUAAAGAAGCUGUGAAAAUGAUGAGAGAUUUAAUGAAGGAGUUCCCACUUCUGGGAAUGUUAAAUAUACACGAAAACCUCUUGGAGGCCCUUCUAGAGCUUCAGGCAUAUGCCGAUGUCCAAGCGGUCCUCGCCAAAUAUGAUGACAUCAGCUUGCCAAAAUCAGCCACUAUAUGCUACACAUCUGCACUGUUGAAAGCGCGGGCUGUAUCAGAUAAGUUCUCGCCAGAGGCCGCGUCUCGGCGAGGGCUGAGCACGGCGGAGAUGAAUGCUGUGGAGGCCAUACACAGAGCCGUCGAGUUCAAUCCACACGUGCCAAAGUACUUAUUAGAGAUGAAGAGCCUGAUCCUCCCUCCGGAGCACAUCUUGAAGAGGGGCGACAGCGAGGCCGUGGCGUACGCGUUCUUCCACCUGCAGCACUGGAAGAGGGCAGAGGGCGCCUUGAACCUCCUGCACUGCACCUGGGAGGGCACCUUCCGGAUAAUUCCCUACCCUCUGGAGAAGGGUCACCUGUUUUACCCCUACCCAGGGUGCACAGAAACAGCAGACAGGGAACUACUGCCCUCAUUCCACGAGGUGUCUGUGUACCCGAAGAAAGAGCUUCCCUUCUUCAUCCUCUUCACAGCAGGCCUUUGCUCCUUCACUGCCAUGCUGGCCAUGCUCACGCAUCAGUUCCCCGAGCUCAUGGGUGUCUUCGCCAAAGCGUUCUUCAGCACACUCUUUGCGCCCCUGGGUUUCUUCGCAGACAAGAUGGAAAGCUUCAUGCCGUCCAGCUUUUGGCACCAGCUGACUCGAAUCUGACCCCAUCCCACACACACACACACACACACACACACACACACCAAUACCACUCCAAACCCUCAGACAAAAAGUGUUUGCUCUCCUGUCUUCAGCAUUACUGUCCACUUGCUGCAUUGUUACUGAUUACGUUGGCCGAGGUUGUGUCAACACGGCGAAGCCACUCUUGAGACGCCCUCCCACGCGGUUCCAUCGGGCCAGUUUUUCCAAGAGCACAUUUAGCGAAAACCUUCUGCAUCCAUUCCCGAGGGUUUCGUCGGUCAUGGCGUUGGGAUCGGAGGUAUCCCACAAUGCCUUGCUGCAGACUUCUGGUGCACAAAUUAUAAUUGGGAGUUGGUGGGAGGCACUCGUCUGUUCCAUCACAAUAAUGAACAAGUCAUGGGGUGAAAAGGAGCCAUCACGGCUUGUUUUUAAUACGCUGUCUGGUCAGAUGAGUUUUUAACCGGUGUGUUACUGACACCAGCAAAGUACACAGAAAUAACAGCAUGUACAGUGAGGACGUCCCUUUGUAGAAAACGUUUACCGAUUUGAUCAUAUUGCCCUUACCCUGCUCGACUAUUUAUUUCAUAGCACACAAAGAUCCCAUUGGAUCUUCGGGACAGGACCCCGUGCACCACAGACCUCCGAUGGGGCCCGGUUUGAUCGCCUGCUAGGCCUCCCGAAAACAGAGCUGUGAUUUACAGCCGCCAAGUGCCUGCAGUGUGUACACAACGCCUCCGCACUCCGGCAGCUGUUACCAUGGGACGACACCUCCGGCGCUGCGUCGCUGUGGCAACCGUCACCGCGGCUGGCGCGGGGAGUGUAAAUUGCUCGUCACCGUUGCUUUGUCCCGUCGGGUCGGGCGAAUAUCAAACGAAGCGCGCGCUGAAGUGGUCGCACCACGCCGCGCGAUACUUGAAACGACGUUAGUUCUGAGUUCAAAUGCGCUGAGCCACUUCCACCAAGUUACUGUUAUUGAACUGUUGUGCGUACACACUCGCUGUGCGCCUGUUCAUUUGAGCCAGAAAUUGUACAUGACUCGAUUCUUCUGUAUCUGGUUCGGUUGUGACUUAAAAAGGUCGACUUUGAUCUCUGUUUUAUCACGCGUGAAAUGUUGUAAAAGUUUAAUGUAAGAACUUGUCAGAAACAAAUGUGCCUGGUUACAAAUUGUGAAAAUAGCCUGUAAAUGUAAUACGUGAUCAUAUUAUUGAAAAAAAGUAAACAUUCACUGUAGCACCACUUGGAUGUGAAUGAUAAAAUACACCAUCUCAAAUAUGUUUAUUACAUUAACAGGUCUAUCACAUUUUAAGCCGACAUGUUUAUUUUAUCAAGUUAUGUUACCUGAUAGUUAUUACAUUAUCGUUACAACAUUAUCAUUAGAACAAGUGACAUCUUACUUACACCCGCUAUGAAACACGUGAUGAUAAAGUGCCUUUUAUGGUUUAACUAUCGUGUCAUUUGCUGCACCUUCAGCAUCGAUGUGGAGUGUCAGCGCUGUUAACUUUUGAUGGAUUCAACUUGGUGAAUAGAUGGCUUUAAAUGUGACGUGUGAAUGAAUUGUUGAUGGUCCAGUGAUCAGCAUCGUUCGGUGCAGCGGUCAAGUAGCGUCGGGGAAACAUACUUGAAACGUGUAAAAGCGGAAAAGGGCGAGCUGGUGAUGAUUUAAUAUUGACGCACAGCGGUGCAAAGUUGACUUGAAUAACCCGUGUCUGCUCUGAACCACAAAGAUCUGUCCGUUUUUAAAUUUGUGACACUGGAAAUGUGACCUUUUAUAGUGAUCAAUGGAAAUGUAAGAGAAAACGCUGAAGACAGGAGAUUGUUUGAGAAAUUAAGUAACUACCCCUGGAUGAGUUUUAAAAGCAAAACUCACAAUAAAUUUCUCUCUCAGUGAAAAUUCCUCCUGUUUUGAUUGCCGACGUUCCGUUUACUGUUUUAAAAAUGCUUAAAAAGAUUGUCUUCUACUGAAUAAAUGUGUAGAUAAUGAUUACAUUAGUCUCACGACCUAAUUUCAAAAUAACGUUGGAGACGUAAUUAAACUCGUACCUAAAGAAUAAUCCCGUGUGUGUUGAUGG